AUGCAACCAGAGUGACAAAAUGUUGCAUAAAAUUAUUAAUUUAACAGUGAGGGAUGUUAGAUUUCCAACAUCUCUGGAGCAGCAUGGCUCAGACGCGAUGCACACAGAUCCGGAUUAUUCAGCCGCCUAUGUGCUCCUCCACACGGACUGUGGACUGACAGGUUUCGGCCUUACUUUCACUUUGGGGAAAGGCACAGAGAUAGUGGUUUGUGCUGUGGAGGCUCUGGCACCGCUCGUCAUCGGGAAAACUUUGGAGGAGAUCGUGAGCGACUUCCGUGGAUUUUAUCGCCUCCUGACCAGCGACGGCCAGAUGAGAUGGCUCGGCCCGGAGAAAGGAGUGAUCCAGUUGGCUACGGCUGCGGUGCUGAACGCUGUGUGGGACCUGUGGGCGAGAGCGGAGGGCAAGCCGCUGUGGAAGCUGCUGGCUGACAUGGAUCCGAAGCAGAUUGUUUCAUGCAUUGACUUCAGAUACAUCACUGAUGUUCUAACAGAGGACGAAGCUUUAGACCUGCUGCUGAAAGCUCAGGAGGGGAAGCAGCAGAGAGAGGAUCAGAUGCUGAGGGAAGGUUAUCCUGCUUACACCACUUCCUGCGCUUGGCUCGGAUACCCGGACCAGCAGCUCAAACAGCUCUGCACAGAUGCUCUUAAGACUGGUUGGAGCAGGUUUAAGGUGAAGGUUGGCGCCGAUCUAGAGGACGAUAUCCGCAGGUGUCGUCUCAUAAGAGAAAUGAUCGGACCCAAUAACACUCUGAUGAUCGAUGCCAACCAGAGAUGGGACGUAGCCGACGCUAUCAGCUGGGUGAGAAGUCUGGCUGAGUUCAAACCUCUUUGGAUCGAGGAGCCGACGUCUCCAGAUGACAUCCUGGGUCACGCUGCUAUAUCUAUGGCUUUGGCUCCACUCGGGAUCGGCGUGGCAACGGGAGAGCAGUGUCACAACCGGGUGAUGUUUAAGCAGUUCCUCCAGGCCUCGGCCCUGCAGUUCGUCCAGAUAGACAGCUGCCGGCUGGGCAGCGUCAACGAGAACCUGGCCGUGCUGCUGAUGGCUCACAAGUUCAAAGUGCCGGUUUGUCCUCACGCUGGAGGAGUCGGCCUCUGUGAGCUCGUCCAGCAUCUGAUUCUGUUCGACUACAUCUGUGUGUCAGCGGACCUCAGUAACCGAAUGUGUGAAUACGUCGACCAUCUGCACGAACACUUCACUUGUCCCGUGGUGAUUCGUGACGCUCACUACAUUCCCCCGAAGGCUGCAGGAUAUUCUUGUGAGAUGCUCGAAGCGUCAGUGCAGAGACAUCGGUACCCUGACGGAGACGUAUGGAAAUCUCUGCACAUGAAGAAAUGAGCACUCUGAUUUUUAAUAAUUAACCUGAAGAUAUUUUGAAUGUUGGAAUAAAUUAAGUUAAACUAAGUGAAAACCCAACAUCGCA
Molecule: messenger RNA, 1421 nt
Organism: Scomber scombrus (Atlantic mackerel)
Lineage: Eukaryota; Metazoa; Chordata; Actinopteri; Scombriformes; Scombridae
Gene: enosf1
Product: enolase superfamily member 1
Exons: 15
Coding region: 20-1336 (438 amino acids)
Biological process (GO): carbohydrate catabolic process; amino acid catabolic process
Molecular function (GO): magnesium ion binding; L-fuconate dehydratase activity
Source: RefSeq, a predicted model, not a curated record